AUGGCGAGUCCACAACAACCAUACGAGGAUGGCGGGCCCGAGGGUGCCGCCUACGGACAGCAGCAACAAGCACCCGCGCCCGCAAACAAGAAGAAGAAUCGCUAUGCUGGUCAGGCCUACGAGUUCGGCGCCGGAGCCAAUUCGCAGCAGCCGGGAGGUCCACCACCCCCAGGUGGAGCAUAUCCCGGCCAAGCAGGACCUGCACAGCCCGCCUAUGGCUACCAACCGCAGCCUAUGGGAGGUCAAGCACCUUAUGGUAUGCCUCAACAGCCAGCGUACGGCGAUCCCGCGACCCAGAGCCCCGCUCCUCAAAUGGGAGGCUUCCAGCAGCCCCAGUACGGCGCCCCCACGGGCUACGAGGCUCCGGCACCUGGCUACCCAACACCCGUAGUGCCCGGGAUGCAGCAGCCGCAGGGCGUUGCCGGCAUGACACAGCAAUUUGGGCAGAUGGGCAUGGGCGGACAGCAGCCAGCACAACCUCCGCAGCAGCAAGGGCAAGGCGUACCAAUGCGCCUGAACCCCCUGCAACCCGUGGAUAUCAGCCUUCAGGGCCAACCUUUCCACGUCAGCGAUCUCGACCAGGCGCCGCCACCAAUCAURCUCCCUCCGAACUCCUCGGUUACACCUUCCCCGUUCGCUAACUGCUCGCCCAAAUACGUGCGAUCGACCCUCAACGCCAUGCCCGCUACCAACUCUCUCCUCAAAAAGAGCAAGCUUCCAUUCGCCUUGAUCAUUCAGCCAUAUGCUGCGCUCCACGACGCGGAAGAUGAUGUUCCCAGCUUUGAUUGGGACAGUAUCAAACAGCAGUCCGUGGAUAGAUGGCAGCGACCGGAGUUGAACUAUGCCGUGAGCGAGUUUGUAGCUCCUCAGGAGUACAUGGUACGCGCUCCGCAACCAUUGAUUUACCUCUUCCUGUUCGACGUGAGCUACGCUGGCGUAACGAGUGGACUCCUUGCGACCGCGGCGAGAUGCAUUCUUGAAAGCUUGGACAGGAUACCAAACACCGACCGCAGGACACGGCUUGGAUUCAUGGCAGUCGACAGCUCCCUUCACUACUUCAGCAUUCCGCACGAUGGUGGCGAGAACAAUGAAGCCAAGAUGCUGGUAGUCAGCGACUUGGACGAGCCUUUUCUGCCUACCCCCGAGGACCUUCUCGUCAACAUGUCAGAAUGCCGUGCAAACAUUGAGAAUUUCCUUACAAAGUUGCAGGGCAUGUUUGCCAACACACAAAACGCCAGCUCUGCCAUGGGCUCGGCGCUCCGAGCCGGGCACAAGCUCAUAAGCCACGUCGGUGGCAAGAUGGUGGUUCUCUCGGCGACACUUCCAAACAUUGGCUUCGGCAAGCUGGAGAUGCGAGAGGACAAGAAGCUCCUUGGGACUUCAAAAGAGAAUGCGCUCCUGCAGACGGCAAACAGCUUUUACAAAAGCUUCGCGGUCGAGUGCAGCAAAACGCAAGUUUCGAUCGAUAUGUUCCUGUUCAGCGCACAAUAUCAGGAUGUGGCCAGUUUGAGCAAUCUGCCAAGAUACACGGGUGGUCAGACUUAUUUCUACCCGGCCUGGAACGCUGCGAGGACAGAGGACGCCAUCAAGUUUGCGACAGAAUUCAGCGAUUACCUGUCGUCUGAGAUUGGACUGGAGGCCGUACUCCGUGUGCGCACAACAACCGGCCUGCGUCCGAGCGCUUUCUAUGGCAACUUCUUCAACCGCUCUAGCGAUUUGUGCGCGUUCCCUGCCAUGCCCAGAGAUCAAGCAUACGUUGUCGAGAUUGCAAUUGACGAGAGCAUCACAAAGGCUUUUGCAUGCUUGCAAGUUGGUGUGCUACACACAACUUGUAAUGGCGAGCGGAGAAUCCGCGUUAUGACGCUCAGCAUUCCUGUUACUCAAAACAUGGCAGAUGUGUAUGCUUCUGCCGACCAGCAAGCCAUCACCGCCUACUUCUCGCACAAAGCUGUUGAGAGGGCUCUCAGCAGUGGGUUGGAUGCUGCCAGAGAUGCUCUGCAGGCGAAGAUGAUUGAGCUUCUCCAGACUUACAAGAAAGAGCUUGGUGGUGGCAACAUGGGUGGUGGCGGGCUACAAUUCCCAGCAAAUCUGCGAGCACUGCCUAUGCUGUUUCUUGGAUUGAUGAAAAAUCUCGGCCUGCGCAAAUCUGCCCAGAUCCCUACCGAUCUGCGGUCCGCUGCUCUGUGCCUCCUCUCCACACUUCCACUUCCCCUUUUAAUCCAAUACAUAUAUCCUCGCCUUUACUCCCUGCACGAUAUGCCUGAUGAUGCUGGCCUCCCCAACCCGGAAACUGGAGCCAUCACCAUGCCCCCAGCGCUCAACCUCACCUCCGCCAACAUCGUGCCUUUUGGGCUCUAUCUCCUCGACGAUGGCCAGACACAAUUUCUGUGGCUUGGUCGCGAUGCCGUUCCGGCAUUAAUCAACGACGUCUUCGGUAUUGAGGACAAGAACCAACUGAAGCAGGGAAAGACCAGUCUACCGGUACUGGAGAGUGAAAUGAACGAGCGAGUCAGGGCUGUGGUGGCGAAGAGCAGAGAUCAUGCCGGGAAGGGCUGCGGUAGCAUCUGCGUUCCGCCACUUUAUCUGAUCCGCGAGGACGGAGAGCCGAGUCUGAGGCUGUGGGCCCAGACACUUUUGGUGGAGGAUCGUGCGGAUCAGGGUGUUAGCGGAGGAAUGUUCUUGGGAACUUUACGGGACAAGGUCGUCACUUAG
Molecule: messenger RNA, 2712 nt
Organism: Ramularia collo-cygni
Lineage: Eukaryota; Fungi; Ascomycota; Dothideomycetes; Mycosphaerellales; Mycosphaerellaceae
Product: probable Protein transport protein sec24
Exons: 4
Coding region: 1-2712 (903 amino acids)
Biological process (GO): intracellular protein transport; COPII-coated vesicle cargo loading; endoplasmic reticulum to Golgi vesicle-mediated transport
Cellular component (GO): COPII vesicle coat; endoplasmic reticulum exit site
Molecular function (GO): zinc ion binding; SNARE binding
Source: RefSeq, a predicted model, not a curated record